This is a messenger RNA of Debaryomyces fabryi, 1497 nucleotides long. RefSeq names its product CCR4-NOT core DEDD family RNase subunit (gene POP2). Gene Ontology annotation, cellular component: P-body; CCR4-NOT complex; CCR4-NOT core complex. Gene Ontology annotation, molecular function: nucleic acid binding; poly(A)-specific ribonuclease activity. Lineage: Eukaryota; Fungi; Ascomycota; Pichiomycetes; Serinales; Debaryomycetaceae. The transcript has a single exon. Bases 1 to 1497 code for a protein of 498 amino acids. The record is from RefSeq and is a predicted model, not a curated record.
AUGAAUAUCAAUCCACAUCUUCAAUAUUUACAGCAACAACAGCAGUCACAGCAACCUAUGAACGCUGGAGUUCAAUCACCACAAAUAUCUCAAUUACAAUUACAACAGCAACAGCAGUUGCAACAGCAAAGACAGCAAUUACUAAAUCAUCACUUACAACAACAACCGCAACAGCAGCUAGGUACACCUAAUGCUAGUCAAGUCUCCACAAAUCCAUUGUUGUCGGCCAUAAAUGCGUCAAAUCAAUCUGGUGGCGCUGUAAAUGCUGGUGCUGGUGCUUCCUCUAAUCAAACAGUGAACACUGCGUUGCAGCUUCAAUUACAGCAGCAAUUACAACAGCAUCAACAACAAUUAUUCCAACAACAGCUUCAAGGUCAACACAAUCAUCCUGUCCAACAACAGCAGGUUCCAAUAAUUAAAGAAGUAUGGUCGCAUAACUUGGAACAUGAAUUUCAUGCAUUGCGUUCGUUUAUUAAUGAUAAAGGGUCUGCUGUGUACAUUGCCAUUCAUCAAGAAAUUCCGGGAAUCGUGGCAAGACCAGUUGGAACGUUUAAGUCGUCUUCUGAUUAUCAUUUCCAAACAUUGAGAUCAAACUCCGAUUUGUUAAACUUGAUUCAAUUGUCUUUAUGUGUUACUAAGGUUAACAAGAAUAAUGAAAUUCGUUCCUCGAUAAUUUGGCAAUUUAACUUCUUAUAUGAUUUAACGAAGGAAAUGUACAAUGAAGAGCAUUUAGCGAUGCUAUCUCAAACUUCUCAGAUUAAUUUUCAAUUACAUAUGACCCAGGGUAUACCACACUUUGCAUUUGCUGAAUUAAUUACGGAGUGUGGGUUAUUGUUGGAUACAUCUAUUAAUUGGAUAAGUUAUCACGCAGGUUACGACUUGGGAUUUCUUAUUAGUUUAUUAAUUAAUGACAACCUUCCACUCGAUGAAAAAGAUUUCUAUUGGUGGUGUUCCAAAUACUUUCCAAACUUUUAUGAUUUGAAGUUAAUUGGAAAUCAAUUAGUGAAUACUUUCUCGAAUAACAAUAGUAAUUCAAAUAAUACCAAAUCGAACGGAAACUCUAUUAAUAGCGGACCAAGUAAUUCUGUGGAAAUUCCAACUGGUGGCUCCAAUAGUGACAGUUCCAAGAAUAUGAUAUCUAAUAAUAAGCCAUCCAUCGAAUACUUGGCGGAAGAAUUACAUUUAUUACCAAUUUCUCCUAUAAUUCGUCAAUACUUUGCAUCUUCAAACUCACAUUUCCCUGGCCAACAGCACCAACAAAUGACAUCUACCUUGCAUGCUUAUUUAUCCAUGGAAUGUUUCAAGGAAUUGUUGAGACAAGCGGGAUAUGACAAUAGCAUUUUGGAGAAGUUUAAAGGUGUAAUUUGGGGACUUGGAAGUGUCUAUGGAAGCUCGUCGAGUGACGUACAACAAAACGGGUCGGUUUCGAAUACGACUCCCUCUACACCAGGUAAUUCAGCUAAGAGUGGUGUGGUUCACUUCGGAAGACCACUCUAA